CUCCCCGAAGCACGGCGGCCAUGUUGGAACAGAACCGGGGGAAGGAAGCGAAAUACGACGAGCUCUCAAAUUUUCCCACUUCGACACACACGUAGUCCCAUAAGGGUCGCACGGUUGUCUCCAUAACAGUUACACGUCGUUUGAGCUCCAGAUUCAUCGAGCGUCACUUCAGCGGGCCGCUUUGGGAGGUGGCAGGACGAUGAGCAACAACAAUAAUAAGAGGGCACCAACGACAGCGACACAGAGACUAAAACAGGACUAUCUUCGCAUAAAGAAAGACCCUGUGCCUUACAUUUGUGCAGAACCUCUCCCAUCUAAUAUCUUGGAAUGGCAUUACGUUGUUCGAGGACCAGAAAAAACACCUUAUGAAGGUGGUUAUUAUCAUGGAAAGCUCAUAUUCCCACGAGAAUUUCCCUUCAAGCCUCCCAGUAUCUACAUGAUAACACCAAAUGGGAGGUUUAAGUGCAACACAAGGUUGUGUCUGUCUAUUACUGACUUCCAUCCCGACACAUGGAACCCUGCCUGGUCUGUGUCCACCAUCCUGACAGGCCUCCUUAGCUUUAUGGUGGAAAAAGGUCCUACCCUGGGCAGCAUUGAAACAUCAGACUACACGAAACGACAGCUUGCAGCUCAGAGCCUGGCUUUCAACCUCAAGGACAAAGUGUUCUGUGAGCUGUUUCCGGAUGUUGUUGAUGAAAUCAAGCAGAAGCAGGAGGCCCAGGAGGAGCUAAGCACUAGACCUCAGGCGCUGCCGCUCCCGGAUGUGGUGCCAGAUGGGGAGGCUCACAACGUUCAGAAUGGGCUCCCGGCCUUGAAUGGGCACUUACCCGAGGUUGCCGGUGGUAACCAUGCUGUGCUUCAGCAAGCCAACCGCAACCAUGGACUCCUGGGAGGAGCCUUGGCAAACCUGUUUGUCAUCGUGGGCUUUGCAGCUUUUGCCUACACGGUUAAGUAUGUACUGCGAAGCAUAGCACAGGAGUGAGAGAACACCAAAGCGGAGGGGUUUUCCUGUUCACCCAGAGGAAGACCUUAAAACCAAGCAACCAACCAGGAGGAGGGUGAACCUGUGAGACUGAAGGGAGGAGGGGACUGAUACAGGGAAAGCCCUUCACAGGUCCUUUAAACACAUAUAUGAAGAAAACAAGUCCAGCUUGUGGGUAUUGAGAACGCCUCUGACAUGUCACGGUAGCGUCACUGUUUUUUGUCAUUGCUCAUAAAUUUAAAAAAAACAUGAACAAAGAUGUCCCACAUAUCACCCCUGGCCAGCUCCAAAUUACCAUGCAAAUGUAUGCAUUUACUUUAUGUGUUGUACAAAGUGGAACAGGUAUGUGAAAGGAUUACUGUCAGGCCAGGUUGGAACCUUGGUUUUGUCAGCACUUCAUUUAAAUCAGUUAUUUUUUAUCAACUGUUCUGAGAGAGUUUUUCUUUUUUUUUUUUUUUUUUAAACUAACUAUCCAUUCCAUGCUUGGAGCGAUUACUGUGCUCCCACCCUUUGUCUUUUUCUUUGUUAUAUAGUUGCAGGAAACUUGGUCAACUGAAAAAUGGGUCACAGAAUUUGAAAAUGAUGGAUCUCCAUGCUUGUAAGACUUCCCAGAUAUAUGUUGCAUUAUUUUGUGUUUGAGAAUUGGAAGUAAAUGCAAAUUUAUGGUCACAAAUUGGUUUAAUAUUUUAUCCUGACAUUACUGGCCUGAGAAGCUAUAUUUUUGUUCUUUAGUCAUGUUAACAGCUGUGGGACAUGCAUCUGAACAGCUCCUUUUUGAAUUCUUUGGAUAAUAAAUUAAGUACAUAGAUAUACCCCAGAGAGAACACUUUAUUGUGCUUUCCCUGAUAUCGGCAUUGGAAAUUUUAAUUCAGGCCACCUCAAGUAAGUCCAGUGAGAUUUUUUUUAAAUUAAACAUCACUGUAAUAAGUGUUUUUUAUAAAAGGCGCCUUCAGGUGCAAUACAACACUAAAUUCAGAUUACCAUAUGCAGACUGAGUGAGAACUGUGUUCUUAAGAUGAUUAUCACUUGACUUUUAGUAAACAAUGCUUGAUACGGAUACAUUAGUGUUGGAGUGUUAAGGUGUAAACCUUUGUGCAAUAUUAUUUGAUGGUUUCGAGUAAAUA
Molecule: messenger RNA, 2106 nt
Organism: Scleropages formosus (Asian bonytongue)
Lineage: Eukaryota; Metazoa; Chordata; Actinopteri; Osteoglossiformes; Osteoglossidae
Gene: ube2j2
Product: ubiquitin-conjugating enzyme E2, J2 (UBC6 homolog, yeast)
Exons: 7
Coding region: 200-982 (260 amino acids)
Source: RefSeq, a predicted model, not a curated record